This is a messenger RNA of Zingiber officinale, 435 nucleotides long. RefSeq names its product receptor-like protein EIX2. The transcript is spliced from 2 exons. Lineage: Eukaryota; Viridiplantae; Streptophyta; Magnoliopsida; Zingiberales; Zingiberaceae. The record is from RefSeq and is a predicted model, not a curated record. Bases 1 to 435 code for a protein of 144 amino acids.
AUGGCCUCUAGAGGAAGCAUGGACUUGUCAAACAAUAAGAUUUCUAAUGAAAUUCCAAAAAAGACCACAAAGCUACAUGAAUUGUGCUUCCUCAACUUAUCCAACCACCAUUUGACAGAAAGGAUUCCAGAAAAUAUCAACAUCGUGGCAGAGUGGUCUCUUGACUUGUCGAUGAACACAACAAGGGCCUCUGGUGAAGCUAAUCAUUCACCAUCUCAAGCAGCAGAUGAUGAAGAUGGUGACAAUCAUGAAACCAUUCUGGACUAUGACUUCAUUCUCAUGGGAUUCGUAGUUGGCUUUUGGGCAUGUUUUGGCAUGAUUAUCAUGAAAAAGUCCAUAAGAGUUGCUCUCUUCCAGUUGGACAAGAUUUGUGACUGGAUCUAUGUUCAGAUGACAAUGAAGUUUUUUGAGCUCAAGUCAAAAUGGCAAAGAUAA